AUGUCUCAAGGAACUUCUCUGCUGCCAAAAGAUAAAGGACCUACCGCAGAACCUGGAAAGGCUAUCGGCAUCAAACGGCUGCAGACCGAUACUCCCUCAGGUCCUGCGUAUCAUAAUGUUUAUGUACGAAGGAAAGUAGAAUCUGAGCAUAGUAAAGUGAACCCUUCUCAGGAGUUGAAAGGUAAUGGAAAAGACAAAGCAAAAGAGCUGGAGGCAUGCCAAGAUGUUCAGCAUGAGGAGGCCAAUAAGCCCCAAGUGGCAUCUCCUGUUGCUGAAUCUGUAGAACUAGUAUCUUCCAAAUCUCCUGAAAAACCAAAUGCGGAAAUUGUGCCGGAGAAAACUGAGCCACCAGUUGCUUCCAGCACUCGCAUUCAAGAGGAGGUGAAACAUUCAAGCAUAGAAUACUGGAAUGAGAGAUUUAAUCGGUUACAGACAUAUUUGGAGAACUGUGAUAAUUCAACCCAGGAGGGUUAUUUGCGAAAGCUUAGGUCCCUUUCGGCUGCUGGGCGAAACAUGCAUGCAAUUGAGCUGGAGAAAAGGGCUAUACAUCUCUUAGUGGAGGAAGGGAAAGAGCUGCAGCGAAUGAAGUCUUUGAAUGUUCUGGGGAAGGUUUCCCCAAAUGGUCAUCGAAGCUGA
Messenger RNA from Miscanthus lutarioriparius, 636 nucleotides. NCBI's taxonomy places the organism in Eukaryota, Viridiplantae, Streptophyta, Magnoliopsida, Poales, Poaceae. The record is from the annotation of a GenBank genome assembly.